Messenger RNA from Malus domestica (apple), 426 nucleotides. NCBI's taxonomy places the organism in Eukaryota, Viridiplantae, Streptophyta, Magnoliopsida, Rosales, Rosaceae. The record is from RefSeq and is a predicted model, not a curated record.
AUGGGUCUCUUGGGCUUUUUAAGAGCACCCACGCGUCAGUCAUCGUGGAAUGCUCUGCUUCGACUACAUUUCCAUCCGUUUCCGUCCCCAUUUCUUUCCCUCUUUUUCUCUCCCGACUCUCUCUCUCUCACUGCCCUAUUCUCUCACUCCCGCUCACCAUCUCACUCCAGGCAAUACAUACAUGAACUCGAUGAGAAGCCACCAUCUCUUAUCUACAAAGCGAAGAAGAGCUCAGCAGAUUUAGAUUGUAGAAAAAUGAUCAAAAACAGCUUCAAGCAAGCACAUGAGUUUGAGAAGAGACGCGCUGAAUCUCACUCCGCCAUUCGCCCCUCCGUCCUCUCAUGAUCUCUCACACCCUCUCUCUAAUUUCAGAACAAUAUUAAGCAGCUUGAGCUCUCUUUGCAUUGAAUAAAUGGCAGUCAUCUA